Molecule: messenger RNA, 5213 nt
Organism: Doryrhamphus excisus (bluestripe pipefish)
Lineage: Eukaryota; Metazoa; Chordata; Actinopteri; Syngnathiformes; Syngnathidae
Source: RefSeq, a predicted model, not a curated record
GGCAACCUGUCAAUCACAGGGGACAUAUAGACCAUUCAUCAUUCACAUUCAGAGACCAGGCGCGGCGCACCCACGCCUCCAUCCCAGGUCUCCAGGUCUGCCAUGUGUGUCACUCACCUCUUUCCCCUUUAAUCCGACUUCCUUCUGAGCGGAAUCAAUCUGGCCCUGCAGGUCCGAAUCCCUCUGGGCUCCUCCCCCUUCCUUUGGUGUCGUGUCAACCAUCACGUCUCUCUUUGGCUUGACUUCUUCCUCUGGUGUCUCCUGAGCUCCCGCAUCCUUUCCCACAGCGUCGCCAUCUUAGAAAGUGGAAGCGUUUGAAGUCAACUGUCCGUGUUUCCUUCAGAGCCAAUCAAAUGCUUCCAUCUUACGGCCGCAGCGAUGCUGCUUGUCUCUUAGAAAGCCGUUGUAUUCUUCCAGCAGGCCGAUGUUGAACUCAAGCUCUUUCUUCUCCUGUCUCAGUGACACCAGCUCCUCCGUCAGCGCCGCCUCCCUGCAUCUGGACAGCUGCAUCUCAGAUGGUUAGCAUCCCAGACCGUUAGCAUCCCAGACGGUUAGCAUCCCUAUACGGUUAGCAUCCCUAUACAGUUAGCAUCCCAGGCAGUUAGCAUCCCAAGACGGUUAGCAUCCCAAGACGGUUAGCAUCCCAAAACGGUUAGCAUCCCAAGACGGUUAGCAUCCCCAGACAGUUAGCAUCCCAAGACGGUUAGCAUCCCUAUACAGUUAGCAUUCCAGACGGUUAGCAUUCCAGACGGUUAGCAUCCCAAGACGGUUAGCAUCCCAGACGGUUAGCAUCCCAGACGGUUAGCAUCCCUAUACAGUUAGCAUCCCUAUACAGUUAGCAUCCCAAGACGGUUAGCAUCCCUAUACAGUUAGCAUCCCAGACGGUUAGCAUCCCUAUACAGUUAGCAUCCCAGACAGUUAGCAUCCCAAGAUGGUUAGCAUCCCUAUACAGUUAGCAUCCCAGACGGUUAGCAUCCCAAGACGGUUAGCAUCCCUAUACAGUUAGCAUCCCAGACGGUUAGCAUCCCAAGACGGUUAGCAUCCCUAUACAGUUAGCAUCCCAGACGGUUAGCAUCCCAAGACGGUUAGCAUUCCAAGACGGUUAGCAUUCCAAGACGGUUAACAUCCCAGACGGUUAGCAUCCCAAGACGGUUAGCAUCCCCAGACAGUUAGCAUCCCAGACGGUUAGCAUCCCUAUACAGUUAGCAUCCCUAUACAGUUAGCAUCCCUAUACAGUUAGCAUCCCAAAACAGUUAGCAUCCCUAUACAGUUAGCAUCCCUAUACAGUUAGCAUCCCAAGAGCAAUGCUUAAGCUCCAGCUCGUACGGUGGAUAUGUGGACACCUCGAUUUGGACUUGCUGCUGACGUAGUUGAUCGGUGCUGAAGUCCUGCUGCUGCCUGAGCUUUUCAGACGUAUGUUUGAGCUCCUCGUAAAGGUUGUGCAGCCUCAGGAUGUCCACCUUGGCGGUGACCAGAGCUUCCUGCGGACACACGGUUUGAUCCUGCAUGAAAGGCUCAUCUUUAAAAAAAGGCAAAUAUUGCAUUCAAAAUUCAGAUGGAAAAAGUCAUCCACAUUCCGGAAUGAGGAUUUUUCCUCCAAAUAUGUCAAUCUCCAAUGGAAUCAUUCAUGUUCUUCUCAUUCUUUCAUAUUUUCAUGUUGAGGAGCCAAACCAUUCCAAUGAUGCCAUCAUCAUUAAUCAUAGAUCAUACCAUAUAUCAUGUAUUCACCUACAGGAUGGAGAUGUAGUUAGGACUCACCCCCGUCUUGCUGAGGGCCUGGUUCUUCUCCUGGCUCUUCUCCUCAUACACGACUUUCUGCUUCUUCAUUUGGAGCAGCAGCUUCCUGGUUGCAUCCUUUGGAAACACCUGCAAGGCCAUGCACGCUUAGUCAGCCCCCCCCCCCAUUCAAGACCUCCAACGCUUGCUCAAUCAGCUUCUCUCCUACCGGCACGCUGGCUUGGAGCUGGCCCUCCAGGACCUGGUCCUCCAGGACCUGGAUCUUGUUUCUCAGCACGUCUUCGUUGGGGCGACUCUGUGGUUGGGAAAGGAAAGGGAAGAUCCGUGCCAACCUGAUUCCAUUGGACACCGCUUUAUCCAUCCCUGCCGCGUGCCCGACCCCCGACCCCUGACCCCAUGAAGCACCGGCUGCUGCCAUUGUUCACUCCGCUGGAAUCGAACCGACAACCUGCCUGUGAGGUUUUGGCGACGCCUGUACGCCACGCACCCGUAUUUACCCAAUUUACCGCUGCGCCAAGAAUGGACCAGGGUGGAGCUGGCGAGCUUUGGGUCACCUGACCUGUCACCUCACCUGACCUGUCACCUGUCACCUGUCACCUGUCACCUGACCUGUCACCUGUCACCUGUCACUGCCCCAAGCUGAAAAUGUGACGUCUCGAUUGUUGACAUAAAGUGUUGGCUAUUGAUCGUGCGGUCGUGCGGUCGUGCGGUCGUGCGGUCGUGCGGUCGUGCGGUCGUGCGGUCGUGCGGUCGUGCGGCCAGGAUUCCCACGUGGAAUCUAAAACUUUUCAGCUGGAUGAACUCUGCCUAGGAACAAUGAGGUGAAAGGUCGUGUGGUGGAUAUCUGCUGUAUUUUGUCACAUGAUCGUUGUUGGUCCAAACCCGUGUCUACCCUUCCUGUGCAUUCGUCUGCACAGACGAGACCGGCAACAGGAAGCUCAGAGCGACCGCACAAGCGCUUCCUGCGGUGACAGCCGUCAUCCUGUGGAUGGUGACUGUAGUUGUGGGCAUGCCCAUCAUACCUGUUUCUGCCUACCUUCCAUAUUGUGUUGAAGGAACUGAGAAGCUGCGCGAUGCUCUCCUGCAGGGCUGACAAUUUCUUCUUGAUGGUCUCCUCCCUCCACAAGGCCUCCUGGUGGAGGACAAAGACCAGGCCUACUGAAGACGUCCUGAUGUACGCUACAUCAUGUGACACCAGGUUCAUGUCUUUGAAAGGGGCGCCAUGAUGCUUUUCCCCUCUGGGUGCUAACAACGUAGCUAGAAUGAUGGAUUCUGGUGUUCAACCAUGCCAAACGUUCACAUCCUGAGGUUGGGGCAUCAGGAAGGGAGCCCUCAAAACGCUCGCUGUCAGAAACAGUACACAUACCUGCAAGUACUCUUGUAACUGCAGGACGUCCUGGAAAGGAAAAUGGAGUUAAGGAUACCCUCAUAUUCCUGACUUGGAAUGCUGGAGAAACUCACACAUUCUUUGAUGGUCACCAGGCCAGAGCUGCAUGAAGAAAGGAAGGAACCAACCAUUAAAUGAAUGAAAGAAUGAAUGAAUGAACAUUCAUUUGAACGAACGAAUGAAUGAAUGAACGAACGAACGAAUGAACAUUCAUUUGAACGAAUGAACAAAUGAAUGAACGAAUGAAUGAAUGAACAUUCAUUUGAACGAACGAAUGAAUGAACAAACGAAUGAAUGAACAAAUGAAUGAACGAAUGUGCUUUAUGUGACACUCAUACAUGAUAUUUAAGACACUUGAGGGGGCCAUGAGUAUGAGUUCUAUCUGUAAAGGUCCAUAUAUGAGUUCUAUCUGUAAAGGUCCAUAUAUGAGUUCUAUCUGUAAAGGUCCAUAUAUGGGUUCUAUCUGUAAAGGUCCAUAUAUGGGUUCUAUCUGUAAAGGUCCAUAUAUGGGUUCUAUCUGUAAAGGUCCAUAUAUGGGUUCUAUCUGUAAAGGUCCAUAUAUGAGUUCUAUCUGUAAAGGUCUGAGUUCUAUCUGUAAAGGUCCAUAUAUGGGUUCUAUCUGUAAAGGUCCAUAUAUGGGUUCUAUCUGUAAAGGUCCAUAUAUGGGUUCUAUCUGUAAAGGUCUGAGUUCCGUCUGUAAAGGUCCAUAUAUGGGUUCUAUCUGUAAAGGUCUGAGUUCCGUCUGUAAAGGUCCAUAUAUGGGUUCUAUCUGUAAAGGUCCAUAUAUGGGUUCUAUCUGUAAAGGUCUGAGUUCCGUCUGUAAAGGUCCAUAUAUGGGUUCUAUCUGUAAAGGUCUGAGUUCCGUCUGUAAAGGUCCAUAUAUGGGUUCUAUCUGUAAAGGUCUGAGUUCCGUCUGUAAAGGUCCAUAUAUGGGUUCUAUCUGUAAAGGUCCAUAUAUGGGUUCUAUCUGUAAAGGUCCAUAUAUGAGUUCUAUCUGUAAAGGUCUGAGUUCUAUCUGUAAAGGUCCAUAUAUGGGUUCUAUCUGUAAAGGUCCAUAUAUGGGUUCUAUCUGUAAAGGUCUGAGUUCUAUCUGUAAAGGUCCAUAUAUGGGUUCUAUCUGUAAAGGUCCAUAUAUGGGUUCUAUCUGUAAAGGUCUGAGUUCUAUCUGUAAAGGUCCAUAUAUGAGUUCUAUCUGUAAAGGUCCAUAUAUGGGUUCUAUCUGUAAAGGUCCAUAUAUGGGUUCUAUCUGUAAAGGUCCAUAUAUGGGUUCUAUCUGUAAAGGUCCAGAUAUGGGUUCUAUCUGUAAAGGUCCAGAUAUGGGUUCUAUCUGUAAAGGUCUGAGUUCCGUCUGUAAAGGUCCAUAUAUGGGUUCUAUCUGUAAAGGUCCAUAUAUGAGUUCUAUCUGUAAAGGUCCAUAUAUGAGUUCUAUCUGUAAAGGUCUGAGUUCUAUCUGUAAAGGUCCAUAUAUGAGUUCUAUCUGUAAAGGUCCAUAUAUGGGUUCUAUCUGUAAAGGUCUGAGUUCUAUCUGUAAAGGUCCAUAUAUGGGUUCUAUCUGUAAAGGUCCAUAUAUGGGUUCUAUCUGUAAAGGUCCGUAUAUGGGUUCUAUCUGUAAAGGUCCGUAUAUGGGUUCUAUCUGUAAAGGUCUGAGUUCCGUCUGUAAGGUUUGCACUCACUGUGUUUGAACGCCGGCCUCGCUCCUCAUGGUUUUGGCAUCUAGGAGACAAGGAGGACUUUGAUGUGAAGGCCAGCAACAACCUUUGACAUCAGUCAGCCACUCACCAAUGAUUGUGUCAUGUAUGACGCUCUCCAUUGUGAUGUCUUCCUCCAUCAUCAUCAUCAUCUGCUGCAACCAUGAGAAGAGAAGAUGAUGAUGAAAGCCACAAAGUCUUGAAAUCAAUUCAAGGGGAAGUGCACUUUUGGGGAAUGUCGCACAUCAUUCCCAAUCCUUGUGUCAAUCAUCAACACAUUUCUUUCCCUUUUCUGUGGAUUAUAUGAGCAGAAAAGCAGAUAAUAUCAGCUAGCUUCCAAUGCUAUGAUUGGGAUACAGCUAUGUGUACUAUGAAUCCCUGUCAAAAUAAACGUGUACCAA